AUGACGUCAUCACCCCAGGGGUCAGGGUUCAAGGAUGAGGGGACGAUGACAUCACAGAGGGAGCUGGUUGAGGUAGGGGUGCAGGCGGGGUCACCUCUAGGGUCAAAGUUCAACUUUAGAUCAAAGUCCUUCCAGAGCUCCAUAAAGGAUCAUGGGUCGGACAGUAAUCUGGGGUCCCCCCCUCGGUCCCACUCCUACAUUGGCUACAACUCUUAUCUAGGUUCACAGUCAAUCUUGGGGUCCCCUCCAGGGUCAAGGUUGAACCUGAGGUCAUCGCUUGGCUCCCACUCCAACCUGAUGCUGCCUUCUUCCAGUAUGUUCUGUCUGGACAGCCCUGGAGAGGAGAGUGAGGAGGGGGUGAAGUGGGAGGAGAGCAGCUCUCCCCCGCUGGGGGAGAUGGGGAGGAGGAGGUCCUGUCUGAAGGUGGUGGUACAGGAGGAGGAGAGGAGGAGGAGUGGAGAGAGGGAUCACAGCAAGAGGAGGAGUAGUAUGAAACAGGUGCAGUGGGAUGAAGAUGGACUGACCUGGGAUGUUUACGGAGCCUCCCUGGACCCAGAGGUGCUCAGCUCAGCCUUACAGGUGUGUGUAGAAACACCUACAACUCCUGACCAGGACAGACAGCACAAACACAGAAACCACUUCCAAGACCAAACCCAAGUCAAGGUGAGCUGUGGGCACGAGGCAGUGAUUCUGCUGGAGAUGGUUGAUGUUCCAGGACCUCCGCUCCUAUCUCUGCUGCUGCUGUUGAGUGUGUCGGCUCUGCCUGCCGGCGCAUACACUCUGACCCCCGGCAGACUGCCCCAGGCCCAGCACAAAGUCCUGCAACUAGACUGGCCUAAGGACUGUGGCAUGGCACACUACAAACCCAACAUGGCUGAACGGAUCGUCUCUGGCAACGAGGCCAGACCUCACUCCUGGCCAUGGCAGGUCUCCCUACAGGUUCGUCCCAGAGGCAGUAAGCACUACAUCCACGUCUGUGGCGGAACACUCAUCCACAAGAACUGGGUCCUCACCGCUGCCCACUGCUUCCAGAAGGGUAAAGCCGAGGAUGCUGGGAGUUGGAGGAUCGUCCUGGGGAAGCAUCGGCUGAAACGUUCGGAGACGCCCGAGAGGACUAUCCCGGUGAAGAGGAUCUACCGUCACGAGCACUUCCGUUACCCCACGCACAGCGAGCUGGACUAUGACAUCGCCCUGGUCAAGGCUGCCACCGACAUCGUGCCCAACAACCACAUACGCUACGCAUGCCUGCCGCGCAAACAGAUCAACCUGAAGCCUGGACAAUACUGCUGGGUGACCGGCUGGGGAGACACUCGGGGUGGGAAGGAGAAUGUGUCUCUGGCUGAGGCUCUGAACCAGGCCCGUCUGCCCAUCAUCGACUUCAAGACCUGCCGUCAGAAGAAGUUCUGGGGAGACCGCGUCAGGGACUCCAUGAUCUGUGCCGGCUUCAGAGACACAGAAGGACCACCUGCUGCCUGCCAGGGUGACUCAGGGGGUCCUCUGCUGUGCCAGCUGGGGCGUGACAGGUGGGAGGUGCACGGUGUGGUGAGCUUCGGCCCCAUUGGCUGCACCGUGGAGAACAAGCCCAGCGUGUUCACCCGCACCGCCAACUACAUCCCCUGGAUCGAGGCUACCCGCAUCAGAGACUUCUUCCUGCACUAGACCACACUCACACAUAACCUGACAACCCCUCUGCACCCAUCAAACUAUAGCAUUGUUUUUGAGAAGAGAUACCAUAUUGCAGUUUGUUUCGUAAUCACACUGAUGUCAAUGAUUCAGUGUUGUUCCAUGUCCAUUACCUAUCAAUUUUGUCUUGAGCAUUCUGUCCUGCUAAAUGUAACAUUCAGAAUCAUGUUAUCCCAUUUUAAAAUGGUGCAUAUUUGCAAUUUGUAUGGCACUUAUGACACCUUGACCACCACCCUGUCCCCAUCCACUGCUCCACUUCCUGGUUGUACUCUUUCCUGACUACAUUUCCCACCAUGCACCCAAUAAAAUUAGCAGAAAAAGCA
Molecule: messenger RNA, 2006 nt
Organism: Oncorhynchus mykiss (rainbow trout)
Lineage: Eukaryota; Metazoa; Chordata; Actinopteri; Salmoniformes; Salmonidae
Product: chymotrypsin-like elastase family member 2A
Biological process (GO): proteolysis
Molecular function (GO): serine-type endopeptidase activity
Source: RefSeq, a predicted model, not a curated record